AUGGCAAAGAAGCCAAUUCUUCGCAAUCAGAGAAAACGAAUUAUCAUCGAUGACGAAGUCUCCUACCUUGUACCUGUCAAUUUUGGCAACGCAACACACGAACCAACUCUGUUUGAGUCAAUUAUGAGCGUGUUUCGGCAAACGGCUUUCAUCUGGAUUUUGGCAUUUUUCGUCGUUGUUGUCUUCUCGAUUUUCGGCAUUACUCUAAUCAAGAAUAUUUUUGUAUAA
This is a messenger RNA of Oikopleura dioica, 228 nucleotides long. NCBI's taxonomy places the organism in Eukaryota, Metazoa, Chordata, Appendicularia, Copelata, Oikopleuridae. The record is from the annotation of a GenBank genome assembly.